CGCUUGAAGCCAUAAAUAUAAACUAUGACCCUGAGUGAGAUAAACGGUUAAUUUCAUUUUCGAAAUUAUUUGGAUGGUGAAAUAAAUACAAAUUUUCAACUGUAGGAGUUGCAAAAUAUAAAACUUAACGACGUUUCAUUGGACCGGUGUCACCUCCGACGUGUCCGCUCAGAUGACCAUUUCCUGUUUAGCUAGCAAAAAGCUUAGUGGCUGCCGGAGACUUUUAAGGAGAUUUCAUGCCUUCAAUUGGCUUUCCUGGUUCUUGAGGCUCUAAGCUCGCCAGGUAAAACAGCAGGCUGCAGUGAUGUCAUCAGAGCCCAAGUCCCCCACUCCCACCCCAGGGGACACAUACAAGGGCUGGCUCUUCAAAUGGACUAACUAUAUCAAAGGUUACCAGAGACGCUGGUUUGUUCUUAGCAAUGGACUCCUCUCCUAUUACAGGACUCAGGCAGAGAUGGGCCACACUUGCCGCGGCACCAUCAACCUGGCCACGGCCAACAUUGUUGUGGAGGACUCGUGCAAUUUUGUCAUUUCCAACGGCGGUGCGCAAACCUACCACCUAAAGGCCAGCUCGGAAGUGGAGCGCCAGCGCUGGAUCACCGCCUUGGAGCUGGCCUUUGACACGGGGAACAACUCUGAUGACUCAUGCGAAGACGGACCCUCAGCGCUCCUCACAUCAGGACAUGGCGGUGGGCGUACCUUAGAUAUCCAAUCUACGCUGCGCACACUCGGCAGCAAGGUGGAGGACCUCGACACCUGCAACGAUCUCAUUGUCAAGCAUGGAUCUGCCCUGCAAAGGUCUUUGUCAGAACUGGAGGGGAUUCAGCCCGGAGCGGACGUGGGGGAUAAGAUGAGACAAGUGACCGAGCGAGCGACGCUGUUCCGCAUCACCUCCAAUGCAAUGAUAAACGCAUGCCGGGACUUCCUCUCGCUGGCUCAGAACCACAGCAAGCGCUGGCAGAAGGCCUUGCAGCUGGAGAGAGACCAGAGGGUGAGGCUGGAGGAGACCCUGGAGCAGUUGGCCAAGCAACACAACCACUUGGAGAGAGCUUUCCGGGGAGCGACAGUGCUCCCGUCGUCAAACAGCAACCCCGCCUUGGGCAGCAAAGGCGCUCUUUCAGGUAAAGGAGAUUCCAGCGAUGAGGAUGACAACAACGUGUUCUUCGAUGCCAUGGAGGAACCGGCAGAGUUCAUCACGGUCCCUGCCGAUCCCAAAUACCACAGGAGAUCUGGCAGCAAUGUGAGCGGAUUCAGCAAUGAGACCGGAAUGGAUGACUUAUCUGUAAACUUUGACGAGCUUUCGAUGGCCUCCAGCCCAGAGUCACCACAGUCCCUGGAGCUGGAGCCGGUCAGACAAAGGCGGACUCGUAUACCCGACAAGCCCAACUAUUACCUCAACCUUUGGAGCAUCAUGAAGAACUGCAUCGGAAAGGAGCUCUCAAAGAUACCAAUGCCCGUGAACUUCAACGAGCCCCUCUCCAUGUUGCAACGUCUGUCCGAGGACCUGGAGUACUACGAGCUGCUGGAUAAGGCAUCAAAGUGCCAGAGCUCUCUGGAGCAGAUGUGCUACGUGGCGGCCUUUACUGUUUCCUCCUACUCAACCACCGUCCACCGCACUGGAAAACCCUUCAACCCCCUGCUUGGAGAAACCUUUGAGCUGGAUCGCCUGAGAGAGUGUGGUUACCGCUCCCUCUGUGAGCAGGUAAGUCACCACCCGCCUGCCGCAGCCCACCACGCCUUUUCUGAAAAAGGAUGGACUCUCAGACAAGAAAUCACCCUGGCCAGCAAAUUUCGAGGAAAAUAUUUGUCCAUCAUGCCCCUGGGUGCAAUCCAGUGCAUGUUUGCUAAGAGCAACAACCAUUACUCUUGGAAGAAAGUCACUACAACAGUACACAAUAUUAUUGUGGGAAAGUUAUGGAUUGAUCAGUCAGGGGAGAUUGACGUUGUCAACCACAAGACGGGGGACCGCUGCCACCUCAAGUUCGCUCCCUACAGUUACUUCUCUAGAGAUGUGCCAAGAAAGGUAACUGGCGUGGUCACAGACAAGGACGGAAAGGCGCAUUAUGUGCUCUCUGGGACUUGGGAUGAGAAGAUGGAGUUCUCCAGGAUCAUGCAGAGCAGCAAGAGCGAGAACGGUGCUGAGGGCAAACAGAGAACCGUCUACCAGACUCUUAAAGCCAAAGAAAUAUGGAGGAAGAACCCGUUGCCAGAGGGAGCAGAGACUAUGUACUUCUUCUCCUCGCUUGCCCUGACACUUAACGAGCCCGAAGAGGGCGUGGCACCGACGGAUAGCCGACGGCGGCCCGACCAGCGGUUGAUGGAAGACGGACAGUGGGAUGAGGCCAACGCAGAGAAACAGAGGUUGGAGGAGAAGCAACGGAUGGUCCGUCGGGAGAGGGAGAGGGAAGUGAUCAAGGCCGCCCAUACGCCAGACGAAGGUAAGACAACAAUCACGCUAUUUUUUUUAGACGGACAAUUCGUCUCCUGUCCCUCCAUCAUUGUCUCCAUCUGCUUGUCUAAAGCUUCCACGCAGGAACCAAUCACUGACUCACCCUUAAAAAUUGACCCAGACCAGAUUGGAACUGAAGCGAGUGAGGGUUCCGAUGAAACUGACACAGAGGACUCUCUUCCUCCUCAUCCUUCGCCUCCUCUUGCAUCCUCUCGCGGAAAAUUGCCCCCAUCCUGUCAAAUGGAAGUAAAGGAGGGCUCUUGUGGAGCUCCGCACAAAACCCCUCAUCAAGACAGCCACCAGGCGCUUUGGUUUGAGAAGACUGAGGACGCCCAGUCAGGAGAGACCCUGCACGUCUACAAGGGGGGCUACUGGGAGACAAAGGACAGCGGUGUGUGGGACAUGUGCCCGGACAUCUUCUGACAACCUCACCCGGCGUGAAGAUGGCGCACUUCCCUCUCAGGAUGCGAGUGUGUGUUUUUUUCUUGUCUACACCUCCAGAAAUGAAGCGGCUGUACUUUGCAGGAAAAUGGCGGAACCAAGCACACGAGCCAAGGUUGCAUUACCGCUGCUUUCUAUUUUUUAGCACCCAUCAGAAAGGCCACGAUCAUCCACCUCACCAAAACGCGCACGUUACUGACAAGGUGAAAAUGGUCCAAAAUGGUGUUGAUUUUGGGCUGUACAUGCAAAUCCAGUGUCAUAAAGGAACAGGAAAGUGCUUGGGAGCAGUUGUUUUCAAAAAGUUAGGCACCAAAACACUUUGACGGGGUGUUUAAAAAGUUUUUAAAAAAAUAAAGGAAAACAUGCAUUUAAAACUGUAAGAUAACUUUAGUCAUGAUUGAAGGCCAAAUGAAGAGAUUUGUAGUUCCGACAUUGAGAGUUGACAAACAUUUUCGCAGGAAAUUACACUUUGAAAACCCCAGCUCUCGGAUUAUGCUGCACGUCUACAGUUUCUACAUUUUAGAAUGAUGCAAGGAUCGACUUUGGUCCAAAUGGUCCCCUAAAAUAAUGGAUACCAAUCAUUUUUUCAACAAGUAAAAAAUAUGAACGUCACAAUUUGGGCUGGGCGAUAUGGCUGAAAACUGUAUCAAGAUGAAAUUGUUUUAUAUUGGUCAAUAUCGAUAAUUGCUGGUAUUUUUAUAACCUGUAUUGGUCGAUAUUGAUAAUUGCUGGUAUUUUAUAACGUAUCGCAAAUAAGGACCAGGAGAAAAUUAUAUUAAAUGUAAACAUUUGUAUCUAAAAUUUUACCUUCUUCUGUUUAUGAUCCCUACCACUAUCAAGGCAGAAAGGAAAUAUCAACACCACCAUGGAAAACACUCACUGUAAACACAAUUCUAAAAUCACAUUGAACACUUAACAAUAUUCUCUGAAAAUUAAGGAAUAUGUAAGAAAUGCUUAAUAAAGUGUAACAAAAUAGUGCAAAGUGUGAAAAUACAAACACAGAGAAACCUGAGAACUAUUUUCUGCGUGUCCACUUGUAGUGCUAAGGUGGUGUGAUUACAAGCGCCUUGGUCUGACUACGGUCCGUUUAAAAAAAAUCCCAAAAACCUGCCAUGCUGUCAUGGUGACUCUUUUUGUUCUAUCCACACUUGAUUUGCUCUCUGCAGCACUCAUUUCUAACUUUCACUUCUCACUUCCUGCAAUGAAGCAACCGCCGGACAACAAGACGGCGCAACCACAUUUGAUAGUUCAUACUGUUACCUGAUUGGCUGUCAGCGAUCCUGGCUUGGCCACUUCCCCUUUCUUCGGACAAAGAAAAAAAAUGUACAUCGAACGCAUUUUUUAUUGAUAUUGAUUACUUUUGACUUAAUUUUAUCGCUCAGUCAUGGUCACAAUAUAAUUACUUCUAACACAACUUCUUUUUGCUAAGUUUUUAGUGUAAUUUCCUGUCUGAACAAAACCAAUUCAACAUGUGAAAAUACACUGUUUAAGGUAUGAACCAUGUUAGCAUUAACUGUAUGCGGUUUGCAAUUUUCACAUUCUAUCGUUGUUUUCUAUAGUCACUAUUAAAAAGCAGUGAUAUUAAUUAUUUCUCCAUCAAAUACUACAAUGCCUCUGACUGAGUAAAGACAGAAUUUGCCUUUACAAGUUAUUUAGUAUAAACAUUUGUGAAGCAAAUUAAUUCCCGAAUGUGAAACAACAGUUUUAUAUUGUCGCUGUUGCGCUUUUUUUCAUUUUUUAACCUUUAAAAGAAAAAAAAAGAAAAUCUAGUGCUGGAAUUUCACACCUUUUGCACUUUCUUUCCUUUGAAAAUGGAAUCAAGCGCAUGAGUUGACGCUAAUGACAGUUUAAAUGUGAAGUUUGCUCAAGUGACGUGUUAUUCCUAAACCAGCAACAUGGGUGGUUAGGUCCUGUACUAAAAGGAAGGAGUGUAUAGUUUUAUUAUUUUCCCUUUCAUAAUAAGUGUACUUAAAAAUGGAGUCCCAACCUUCAAAUUGUGAAUAUUUCUGCAGAGGGAGAGAGAGAGGAUUUAUGAAGUAGAAGACCUGACACAAGUUUAACGUGGUAGUGAUGCACUUUUUUUUGUUUGUCACAAUUGUCGAAUAUUUUCCUGUUUCGUUCUCCAUUUAUUCACUGAUAGUGUGUGAAGAUUGUUUGUUGUGAUAUAUUGUACAUCUCUAAAUAAUAUUGAUUGUAUUCACAGGUUGGCUUUGUUCCUUGCUCUAACAAUUUUAUAAGUAUGUAGUACAUUUCUUCCAAGAGUCACGAUAAUAGAACUGUGAACUAUUUAUAAAAAUGCUCUGCUGAAGUGCAGUAUAUAGUGUCAAUAUGUUUUUUUUUUCUUCAAUUCCCCAAAUGAUGUACAUAUGUACACAAACUGUAUGUAUGGAUGGAAUUUGGCAGGAUUAGUCUUUCGGGCUUAAUUGAUUAAAUUUAUGAUUAAUUCAAAGACAUCCUUUAACACGUGACACCUUUUUUUGCUGUACACACAAAAAUUAAGGAUAUAUUGGAAAAUAAUUUAAAAUAUUUUUAUUGUAUCAGUUAGCAUAGUUAGUUAUGUUAAUGGUUGGUUUGGUUGGUAAAUAAAGUGAUUUAUUUUGAUUUUUCCUUUACUUUUUAUUCAUAUUUGUGUGACCAUUGUUUGUUUUUCUUUAAAUGUAAAACAAGA
Nerophis ophidion (straightnose pipefish) is the source of this 5558-nucleotide messenger RNA. RefSeq names its product oxysterol-binding protein 1-like. The record is from RefSeq and is a predicted model, not a curated record. The coding region runs from base 305 to 2872 and encodes 855 amino acids. The transcript has 21 exons. Gene Ontology annotation, molecular function: sterol binding. Gene Ontology annotation, cellular component: cytosol; intracellular membrane-bounded organelle; membrane. Lineage: Eukaryota; Metazoa; Chordata; Actinopteri; Syngnathiformes; Syngnathidae.